Messenger RNA from Carlito syrichta (Philippine tarsier), 1653 nucleotides. Its product is annotated as zinc finger protein 670-like. Gene Ontology annotation, molecular function: DNA-binding transcription repressor activity, RNA polymerase II-specific. The record is from RefSeq and is a predicted model, not a curated record. Gene Ontology annotation, biological process: negative regulation of transcription by RNA polymerase II. NCBI's taxonomy places the organism in Eukaryota, Metazoa, Chordata, Mammalia, Primates, Tarsiidae.
UUCCGGGCUCCGGCUGGGGCUUUGUUUCUUGUGCCCGCGCAAGGAAUUGGAGUCUCUUCUCUCCUUCAUCUCCUGUUCUCCGGGAGGCCCAGGUGGCUCUGCUGCAGUCUCUGUCACCCUGCGACCUGCAGGUACUGUGAGAUCCGUAGGAAGGACGCCAGAACACCCCGGAAGCCGGGAAUGGACUCAGUGGCCUUUGAGGAUGUGGCAGUGAACUUCACCGAGGAAGAGUGGGCUUUGCUGGAUCCUUCCCAGAGGAAUCUCUAUAGAGAUGUGAUGCAAGAAACUUUUAGGAACUUGGCUUCUGUAGGAAAUAAGUGUGAAGACCAGAACACUGGAGAUCAGUACAAAAAUUCUUGGAGAAAUCUGAGAAGUCAUACAGUAGAAAUACUGAAAAGUCAAACAGGUAGUCAAUGUGGAGUAACCUUCAGCCAGAUUCCAAAUCUUAAUCUGAACAAGAAAAUUUUUAUUAGCGUAAAACUAUAUGAAUAUAGUAUGUGUAGAAAAGUCUUCAUAUGUCAUUUAUCUUUUCAUAGGUACAUGUUAUCUCACUGUGGACACAGACUAUAUGAGUGUGAGAAAUGUGGAGAGAAGCCAUAUAAAUGUCAACAGUGUCAGGAAACCUUUGUUUCUCUGAUGAGUGUUCAACAACACAUGGUAACUCACACUGGAAGAGGCCCUUAUAAAUUUACAGUAUGUAGGAAAGACUUUGGUUUUCCCAGUUUAUUUCAGGUACAUGAGAGAACUCACACUGUAGAAAAACCCUAUAAAUGUAAGAAAUGUGGAAAAGCCUUCAGUCGUUCCAGUUACCUUCAUAGCCAUGAAAGAACUCAUAGACAUAAAAAGGCUCACACUGGUGAAAAACCAUAUGCAUGUAAGAAAUGUGGUAAAGCAUUCACUCUUUCUUCUUCCAUGCGAAAGCAUGAAAUAAUUCAUACUGGAGAGAAACCCUAUGAAUGUAAGAUAUGUGGGAAGGCCUUCAGUUGUUCCAGUAACCUCCAUAAUCAUGAAAGAACUCAUACUGGAGAGAAGCCCUAUAUAUGCAAGGAAUGUGGGAAAGCCUUCAGACGUUCCAGUAAUCUUCGUAAUCAUGAAAGAACUCAUACUGGAGAGAAGCCCUAUGUAUGUAAGAAAUGUGGGAAAGCCUACAGACAUUCCAGUAACCUUCAUAAUCAUGAAAGAACUCAUACUGGAGAAAAACCUUAUGAAUGUAAAGAAUGUGGUAAAGCCUUCUUUUGUUCAAGUUCCCUUCAUGAUCAUGAAAAAACUCAUACUGGGGUAAAACCUUAUGAAUGUAAGACAUGUGGGAAAGCAUUUAGUCGUUCCAGUCAUCUUCAUACUCAUAAAAGAACUCAUAUUGGAGAGAAACCCUAUGAGUGUAAGGAAUGUGGGAAAGGAUUCCGUUGUCUCCAGUCCUUUAGAGGACACAUAAAGGCUCACACUGGUGAAAAACCUUAUGCAUGUAAGAAAUGCGGUAAAACAUUCACACUCUCCUCUUUCUUGCAGAAACAUCAAAGAACUCAUACUAGGGAAACACUAUGAAUGCAAGAUAUAUAGGAAAACCUUGUUGUGGUUCCCUUUGUAACAAUGAAAUAACUCAUACUGUAGAGAAAUCCUGUGUAUUUACAGAAUGUGGGGAAUCCUUCAGACAUU